Cylindrotheca closterium is the source of this 1089-nucleotide messenger RNA. NCBI's taxonomy places the organism in Eukaryota, Bacillariophyta, Bacillariophyceae, Bacillariales, Bacillariaceae. The record is from the annotation of a GenBank genome assembly.
AUGGAGGGACAUGGUGAAAUUGAUAAGCGAGAUGACAAUGGGUUGCUCAUGAAUGGGACACUUUUGUAUCAGCUUCAUGAUCCGCGAACUCGAGACGAAUUUCAAGUUUUGUGGGACACUUCACGAAACACUUGGAAAUCUUUGCCGAACGUCCAGAUUUGGUUUCAAGAGGCAAUGUACGAGGCGGGAGUCAACGGAACGAACAUUCCUGGAAUCAAUGGACAAGAUUAUUCUGCUGGUGAUCUAACCGUUGGAUACGGUGAAGGAGGAUCAGCAAGAUCCGAGUUCUUUGGGCCUGAGCUUGGAUUCGGAUUCCAUUUGGAUUUGCCACCUGGAUCAUCGACGAGGGAUAAGAUAUUGCUCGUCAAGACCGCUUGGGGUGGCAAGGAUUUAGCACAAGACUUUCGGCCACCAUCAUCAGCGCAAGAGUUUGAUCCAUUCUGCUUGCUUCCUGAAUGCGACCCAUUCUCUGUCGGUCACUACUACAAUGUCAUGCUGCAGGAUGUCAACAAGCUUCUCAAGCCGGGCGUCCUGGGGACGAUCUUUCCCCAAUACACUAAUAUGACAGUCGAUGUGGCUGGAUUUGUAUGGUUUCAAGGAUGGAACGAUGGUUGCAGCGUAAACUACACCGCCGCCUAUGAAACUAAUCUUGUGCAUCUGAUUCAAGAUAUGCGGUAUGCUUUGAGAAAGCCCAAACUUCCAGUAUUGGUUGGAGUUUCUGGAUUUGAGGGAUGGCGAGACAAUGGGCAAGGUCGAAAACCUACCAAUUGCUGGGAUGGACCAAACAUCAUUGACAGGAUACAUUGUGAUUGUAGUGGAUUUGACCGAGAGUGUCGAAGGAUAGAUAUUAUGUUGUCCCAAAUUGAAGCUGCCAACCUGACAAAGCAUCCAGAAUUGGGUUGUUGUGUUGAAUCCAUUGAAACCCGCGACUUUUUUCGCGCUGCAGAAUUAUCGCCGAUGGACCAAGGCUAUCACUUUAAUCACAACGCUGAAACACAUUUUUUGAUUGGAAAGGCAAUGGCCAGAGGAAUGAACCGGCUGCAAGCGGCAAGCACCGAUGAUUCUGGAAUGCCAGCCCAGUCCCUAUGA